AUGGCGACGGUGCCGCAGAGGACACUCAACUGGCUAUACAGCGUAUUGAUUCGGACGUAUCAGGACCCCAAUCGCACCUACUAUGAUGUGGCCUCCGUGCUUGCUCAGUAUCCCUCCCUGUCCCCACGAACCGAAGUCUACACAUACGAAAAUGGUUUCUCGGCUCUCCUACUGCAACUCACCGGCACGGUACCUGUCACAUUUCGCGGCACUGUGUACAAGUUUCCCAUAUCACUAUGGGUCCCCAAUACUUACCCACGAGAACCGCCGAUUGUCUACGUGACUCCGACCCAGGAUAUGGCGGUCCGCGUUGGCCAACAUGUGACGUUAGAGGGCAGGGUGUAUCAUCAUUACCUGGCACAUUGGGCGGAGGCCUGGGAGAGAUCAACCCUUGUAGAUCUCGUAUCUAUACUCCGUGAGGUUUUUGCAAAGGAGCCACCUGUCCGAUACAAACGACAACACGUACCACCACGCCCACAACAACCCGAGCCAACACAAACACCACCUCCUCUACCUCCACUCCCUGCAGAACUCGGAUUAUCCUCGUCUCACUCCCCACUGAACCAGAGUGUACCUUCGCCUGCGCCGACAGCCCAGGUGCCACCUCCCCCGCCUCCGAAGCCUGGACAAUUGGCCUCUGCUGAGCAACGGCAACCGAUUCCUGCAGCGCAGAAUAACUCUUCAUCGCCUCUUCCUCCACUGCCGCCGAAGGAACAGGAUCCGCGGUGGGCGCCUCGACCCCGUCCGAGUACUAGCACCCCUACAGGUCUCCCAUCGCAGUAUCCGCCAGAACAAAGUGGCUCUAUGGGAGGCCCCACCCCACCGCAGCGAUAUCCUCAGCAGCAGCACUCCAUGGCACAUCCAAUGCCAGCCUAUGCACAAGGCCACCUACCUUCCCAAGUUGACAACCGAGCGCCACCUGGCGCAAUGCCGCAGCAGUUCCCCCGUGGACCUCAGCCACAGCCACCCUUUGGCAUCCCUCAGCAAGCUUCUCCCCAUCACCCGACACACCACCAAACCAAUGGCCGAUACCAGCAGAUGCCGCAACCGCAAACCCCUCAACAGGCAUCUCAUCACAGUUUCCAGCGACCAGGUUCAGCGACCCAACCAGCGAUGAAGCCCAAGGCCGAAACUCCUGAUCUUUUGACUUCACCUUUUGAGGUUGAGCUUCCAUCAUUCGCGUCAGGACCUGCGCCGCCAAUUCCCCCCAACCCAGAAAAGGAUGCGCUGUUACACGCUGUGUCGAAGGUAUUGGCCGAGACGCUGCAGACGAAUGUGUCGCAAACUGAAUCCGCGGCACGUUCUCUACUGUCACAGUCGGACUCUUUGCACGCAGCGAUCGCCACCCUACAAGGCGAGAUCUCAUCACUAAAUACCCUCAAUUCAAGCCUCCAGUCCAAUACCUCCAUCCUGCAACAGUCCCUCCACCGCGCCGAUGCUGUCAUUGCCGAUGCACAAAGUCGCAUAUCAUCAUCCGCUGCACAGUCGAGCUCGGAUCCAGUACCGUCUGGUCUUCCUCCGAUUGACGAGGUCCUCGUUGCGCCAACAGUUGUAGGCAAGCAACUCUACGACUUGGUAGCAGAAGAACGCGGUAUUCAGCAGGCCAUCUACGCCCUACAAACUGCUCAUGUCAAGGGCGUGAUCGGGGUAGAGACAUGGUCCCGGCACACACGCGGGUUAGCACGCGAGGCCUUCUUGAAGCGAGCUCUUAUACGAAAGAUCGGGAAGGGCAUGGGUCUUGAGGAACAUCAAAUCUAG
Aspergillus oryzae RIB40 is the source of this 1758-nucleotide messenger RNA. RefSeq names its product putative endosomal sorting complex protein TSG101. Bases 1 to 1758 code for a protein of 585 amino acids. NCBI's taxonomy places the organism in Eukaryota, Fungi, Ascomycota, Eurotiomycetes, Eurotiales, Aspergillaceae. Gene Ontology annotation, cellular component: ESCRT I complex. The transcript has 4 exons. The record is from RefSeq and is a predicted model, not a curated record. Gene Ontology annotation, biological process: protein transport; protein modification process; endosome to lysosome transport. Gene Ontology annotation, molecular function: ubiquitin binding.